Molecule: messenger RNA, 237 nt
Organism: Aspergillus ruber CBS 135680
Lineage: Eukaryota; Fungi; Ascomycota; Eurotiomycetes; Eurotiales; Aspergillaceae
Product: putative small nuclear ribonucleoprotein SmG
Exons: 4
Coding region: 1-237 (78 amino acids)
Biological process (GO): mRNA splicing, via spliceosome; spliceosomal snRNP assembly
Cellular component (GO): U12-type spliceosomal complex; U5 snRNP; spliceosomal tri-snRNP complex
Molecular function (GO): RNA binding
Source: RefSeq, a predicted model, not a curated record
AUGCCUCAAGCUCAGCCAGAAUUGAAGAAGUACAUGGAGAAGCGGGUCUUCUGCCAACUUAACGGCGACCGCAAAGUCAUUGGCAUUCUGAGAGGCUACGAUGUCUUCAUGAAUCUUGUCCUGGACGAGGCUUUCGAAGAGAAGCCAGGUGGUGAGAAGGUUGCAGCCGGCAUGGUGGUCAUCCGCGGUAACUCCAUCGUUAUGCUCGAGGCCCUGGAACGGAUAAGUGAGAAGUAA